This is a messenger RNA of Capronia epimyces CBS 606.96, 1494 nucleotides long. RefSeq lists its product as uncharacterized. The transcript has 2 exons. Bases 1 to 1494 code for a protein of 497 amino acids. Gene Ontology annotation, molecular function: monooxygenase activity; oxidoreductase activity, acting on paired donors, with incorporation or reduction of molecular oxygen. The record is from RefSeq and is a predicted model, not a curated record. NCBI's taxonomy places the organism in Eukaryota, Fungi, Ascomycota, Eurotiomycetes, Chaetothyriales, Herpotrichiellaceae.
AUGGGCUCGCUGUCCGAGUCUUCGUCGUCGUUGCAAGAUGCCAAGGCCAACGGCUUGGCUGCGAACUCGACGAAGCAGAAGAAGAAGCAGCUCAUCCUCAACGCCUUUGCUAUGAACACGCCUGGCCAUCUGUCUCCAGGACUGUGGCGGCAUCCUCGUAACAAGACAAACAACUACAAGAGGCUCGAGUUCUGGACAGAUCUGGCACAGCUGCUGGACAAGGCAGGCUUCCAUGCUCUCUUCCUCGCCGACGUCCUCGGCUGCUACGAUGUCUACAAAGGCCCGGGCAACACGGGGCCAGCACUGCGCGCGGGUGCCCAAUUCCCUGUCAAUGACCCGUUAUACUUGGUUCCUGCCAUGGCCGCGGUGACCAAAAACCUCGUCUUUGGCAUCACGGCAAGUACCACCUACGAGCAGCCCUACUCACUAGCCCGGCGGUUUUCCACGGUCGAUCAUCUUAGCAGUGGUCGCGUUGCAUGGAAUAUUGUCACCUCCUACCUUGACAGCGCCGCUCGGAACUUUGGUCUCUCCCAGCAGGUCGAACACGAUGCUCGCUAUGAGUUGGCCGAUGAGUAUAUGGAGGUCCUCUACAAGCUUUGGGAGGCGAGUUGGCGCGACGAUGCGGUGGUCGAGGACCGGGAGACUGGCGUAUACGCAGUCCCCGAGCGUGUGCGACCGAUCAACCACAAAGGCACACACUUCGACGUGCCGGGCCCUCAUAUCUGUGAACCAUCUCCACAACGCACGCCGUUUCUUUUCCAGGCUGGAACCUCCAAGACCGGUCGGCAAUUUGGGGCGAAGCACGCCGAAGUAAUUUUUGCAGGAGGCCAACUACCCGAGAAGCUUCGCCCUUCCGUCGAUGCCAUUCGACAACUGGCAAAGGAGGCCGGUCGUGACCCUUACCAUGUCAAAGUUGUCGCAAGUAUGUGCGUCAUCGUGGCCGAGACGGAUGAGGCAGCCAAAGCGAAAUAUCAGGAGCUUCUUUCGUACGGCGACCGGGAUGGCGCGCUGGCGCUCUUCGGCGGCUGGACUGGAUUGGAUCUUUCUACAUACUCUGAUGAUGAAGACUUCCGUUUUGUCAAGCUGCCAAUGGUCCAAUCCAUCGUCAAUGGCUGGGCGGAUACAGUCCCGGGAAGCGAGAAUCUCAAGUGGAACAAAGCCCGCAUUGCAGACUAUUUAUCGGUGGGCGGGAUGAAUGCGAAGAUUGUCGGAUCGCCAACUACAGUUGCGGAUGAGCUUGAACGAUGGGUGGAAAUAGCUGACGUGGAUGGGUUCAAUCUGUCUCACGUCACGAAUCCAGGGUCUUUCGAGGAUAUAAUCGAGUUUCUGCUACCAGAGCUUAGGAAGCGAGGAAUCUUUCGCCAAGGCGUCGACAAAGAGGGGGCCACGGCUCGAGAGCAGUUCUUUGGCACUCCACGGCUCCUGAGCGAUCAUCCAGGUAGCAAGUACCGCUGGAGGAAAGAGGACGACAUCCCCAAAUACCAGCAACAUUGA